GCCCUUCUAUUUAUCUCAGGGUCGAUAUUGUAAGGUUUUUAAUAUUUUUCAAAAAUAUGCAAUCUUCACCAGUUGAAAAAACGAAUACUGGCAAUGGAAAUAAUUGGAAAAGUGUAAAAAGAAGAAGGAAGCAGAUAUUAAUAGCUCGAGAUGCAUCAGUUCCGGUCGAUUCCGAGAAAGAAGUCCACAACAAUGCUCGUGAAGAUUAUGAAAAGUUUAAUAAAUUAAAUAAAAUAUUCUAUCAAAGAUCAUGGGUUCGAGCAUCUAAGAGCAAGAAACGAAAGACUUUAACUGCAAUAUCUUACGCAAAGUUUAAGAAGAGCAUACCUAAAAUACUUAAGAAGUCAAAAAAUACGAAGCUUUCUCUUAGGCCUAGGACACCUACACCUCCCUUACCCCCUCCAAGACUUCCUUGUCUGGAAAAUUUGGAUUAUAAUAAAAAUUGUAACGAAACAUUAUCAUCUUUUCAGUUAGAAAAUAAUGAAAUGAAAAAGCAAAAGCGUAAUAGGAAAAAGCUUAAUGCAGGAAAAGCAAAACAUAAUACGAAUGACACAAAAACCAAAUCAAAGAUACCCAUGAAAAAGUUAAAACGUUCAAAAUUCGGAUGCUUUUUAUGCAGAGAGCAUUCAUUAGAUCGUGUGUAUGGCCCAUACGAUAUUGAUAAUUUGAAAGUUCAUAUUCACGAGCACUGCUUAAUUUGGUCUACAGGUGUUUAUUUAAAAGAGGAUGGUGAACUCGAAGGAUUAAAAGAAAUUGUAAAACGGCAGAAAAAGUGUUCAAAGUGCAACAAAGUCGUUGCUACAGUAUGCUGUUCAGUAAAGAGAUGUAACGCUAUAUUCCAUUGGCCUUGUGUGAAAGAAUCGAGCGAGCAUAUAAAAAAUAACAAUAGUUUUUUAGUAAACUGCCGCAAACACACUAAGAUAUAA
Molecule: messenger RNA, 926 nt
Organism: Dimorphilus gyrociliatus
Lineage: Eukaryota; Metazoa; Annelida; Polychaeta; Dinophilidae
Source: the annotation of a GenBank genome assembly